CUCGCCGAAAGUGAACGUUGUGCUGAGACUUACCGAGCUACAAGGUAAGCUGUUGUAUUGUGUUCUCGGUGGUCUGUCAACAAACAAUAGGCUCUGACACAAGGGAAACAAUAAUGUGCAAGACUUGGCAAGAAGUUCCAGGAUUUUCUGAUCCAAAAGAUUCAAACUUUAUCAUAUUUUCACCGACAAUAAGCUCAGACGUCGAACAUGUGCAAAUAUGUGAUGGAGUGAAAGACAACAAGAGAAAGCACAUGUGGUUAGAAUGCUUCGUUGAGAAAAUCGACAGGGAUAUGAACGUUGAAGACGGUUUGUGGCAGUUCAGCGGCCUUUGUGAGUUGGAAUCGAAGAAAUCGAAAACUUCCCGAGAUUACUUCCGCAUUCAUGUUGUUGAACACGUCAACGAACCAGUAUCGGAGUCCAGGCCGGAGAUUCCGUUGGGAGCAAAGGACAAGGUCAAAGGAAACCAUACGCCUGUUUCCGUUCUUUCAGGCAACAUGCAUCUACGUAAUUGGGCAGAUAUCUACGGGAGAAGCCUAGCUGGAGCUAAUGACGAGGCACCUGCGGGUUUGGGAAAGCUCUGCGUCGAUCUCUGCAUGAAAUUCGUGCUGGCAGAUGACUCGCAAGAAACAUUCGAGUUCACUUCGUUUGACUUGAAGAUCUUGUGUGAAUGAAACCACCUUAUCAAC
Messenger RNA from Guillardia theta CCMP2712, 686 nucleotides. RefSeq lists its product as hypothetical. The transcript has 5 exons. The record is from RefSeq and is a predicted model, not a curated record. Lineage: Eukaryota; Cryptophyceae; Pyrenomonadales; Geminigeraceae. The annotation marks the transcript as partial.